AUGAAAGAACCAGACUCAGAGCCCAAAGGAGAUGAGGGGAACGGACAUGUCAGGACCUCACGCGUGUCGCAGGAUUCUCAGCAGAAGAUGGAGGAGCGAGGCCAGUGGGGAAACAAAAUGGAGUUUGUGUUGUCUGUGGCGGGAGAGAUCAUCGGCCUCGGGAACGUGUGGCGCUUCCCGUACCUGUGCUACAAGAACGGAGGAGGAGCCUUCUUCAUCCCGUACCUGAUCUUCCUCUUCGCCUGCGGGAUCCCGGUCUUCCUCCUGGAGACGGCUCUGGGGCAGUUCACCAGUGAGGGCGGCAUCACCUGCUGGAGGAAGAUCUGCCCCCUGCUGGAAGGAGUGGGUUUUGCGACGCAGGUGAUCGUGGCUCUGCUCAACGUCUAUUACAUCAUCGUUUUGGCCUGGGCCAUCUUCUACCUGUCCCACUCCUUCACCUGGGACCUGCCCUGGGCCUCCUGCAACAACACAUGGAACACAAACUCGUGUGUGGAGUUUCAGAGAGGGAACGGCUCCAUCUCCCACAUCAACGCCACGUCUCCGGUCAUCGAGUUCUGGGAGCGCAGGGUGCUGCGUCUCUCCUCAGGCCUUCACCACAUCGGCUCUCUGAACUGGGACCUGGUGCUGUGUUUACUGGUGGCCUGGAUCAUCUGCUACUUCUGCAUCUGGAAAGGAGUCAAGUCCUCAGGGAAGGUGGUGUACUUCACGGCCACAUUCCCGUACCUGAUGCUGGUGGUUCUGCUGAUCCGAGGCGUCACGCUGCCAGGAGCCAGUCGAGGGAUCUACUUCUACCUGUAUCCAGACCUCAGCCGGCUCUCAGACCCCCAGGUGUGGAUGGACGCCGGAACUCAGAUCUUCUUUUCCUUCGCCAUCUGUCUGGGCUGCCUCACUGCCCUCGGGAGCUACAACAAAUACAACAACAACUGCUACAGGGACAGCUUGUGUCUGUGCUUCAUGAACAGUGCCACCAGCUUCAUGGCCGGGUUCGCCAUCUUCUCCAUCCUCGGCUUCAUGUCGUACGAACAGAACGUCCCCAUCUCAGAAGUGGCUGAAUCAGGCCCUGGUCUGGUGUUCAUAGCGUACCCUCGAGCCGUGUCCAUGAUGCCCUUCUCUCCGCUGUGGGCCUGCUUCUUCUUCAUCAUGAUCGUGUUCCUGGGUUUGGACAGUCAGUUUGUGUGCGUGGAGAGCCUGGUCACGGCGAUGGUGGACAUGUACCCGUCUGUGUUCCGCCGUAAGAACCGCAGGGAGUUGUUCAUUCUGUUCAUCUCGGUGGUGUCCUUCUUCAUGGGCCUCAUCAUGCUCACGGAGGGCGGCCUGUACGUCUUCCAGCUGUUCGACUACUACGCGGCGAGUGGGAUGUGCCUCCUGUUCGUGUCCAUCUUUGAAACCGUGUGCGUGGCUUGGAUUUACGGCGCUGAUCGUUUCUAUGACAACAUCGAGGACAUGAUCGGGUAUCGUCCUGGUCCCAUCAUGAAAUACUGCUGGUUAUUCUUCACACCCGCCACAUGCCUGGGGACGUUUGCCUUCGCUCUGAUAAAGUACACGCCUCUGAAGUACAACGGCGUGUACGAGUACCCGUGGUGGGGGUACGGCAUCGGCUGGGUCCUGGCCCUGUCCUCCAUGUCCUGCAUCCCGCUCUGGGCCCUGUUCAAACUCUGCACCACGCCUGGGACGCUCAGGGAGCGUCUUGUCCGGUUGACCACGCCUUCUGCAGACUUACCCAAGACCCGUCAGGAGCAGGAGAGGCUGCUGUCCACGUUCAGAGCAGAGGGCGCCACACAGACUGCACCUGUGGAGAAGGACCACACAGAGACCAACUGCUGA
Messenger RNA from Knipowitschia caucasica, 1824 nucleotides. The record is from the annotation of a GenBank genome assembly. NCBI's taxonomy places the organism in Eukaryota, Metazoa, Chordata, Actinopteri, Gobiiformes, Gobiidae.